Messenger RNA from Myxocyprinus asiaticus (Chinese sucker), 6769 nucleotides. Its product is annotated as RNA-binding protein 24-like. The record is from RefSeq and is a predicted model, not a curated record. Gene Ontology annotation, molecular function: microtubule motor activity; cell adhesion molecule binding; microtubule binding. NCBI's taxonomy places the organism in Eukaryota, Metazoa, Chordata, Actinopteri, Cypriniformes, Catostomidae. The transcript has 41 exons. Gene Ontology annotation, cellular component: cytosol; adherens junction. Bases 429 to 5453 code for a protein of 1674 amino acids. Gene Ontology annotation, biological process: regulation of protein localization; microtubule-based movement.
GAUGGCGGUCUGGUCUGGCGGAGGAUCCUCCACAAACACACAUUUAACCCGACUAAAAUAAAACCACUGGUUUGGAUUAAUAUCGACUGCUGUUUCUGGUCGGUUAUGGACUGUGGGAGUAUUUUACUCGGGUACGAGCACCUCAGACGUCUCUGUGGGACACUUUGCGGGGAGUUAUAAUUAUUCGGCGAGCUCUAUGGAGCAACUAAGCGUGUGUCUCCACUUUAAAGCCUUUAAAAUUUAAGCGUUAACAUGUCGGAUACGAAGGUAAAAGUGGCGGUUCGAGUUCGACCCAUGAAUCGGAGAGAGAUCGAGCUGAGCACAAAAUGUGUAGUUGAGAUGGAGAACAACCAGACAGUUCUGCACCCGCCGCCCUCCAAGGCGAAAGGAGAAAACAGGUGUUUGCCUUCGACCACUGUUUCUGGUCCAUGGAUGAAUCCAAUGUCCCAAAGUAUGCCGGUCAGGAGGUCGUGUUCAAGUGCCUUGGGGUGGGAAUACUCGACAAUGCCUUUCAAGGAUACAACGCCUGCAUUUUUGCCUAUGGACAAACAGGCUCUGGGAAAUCCUUCUCCAUGAUGGGGAACGGCAAUCAGCCAGGACUCAUCCCGAGACUCUGCUGCUCGCUGUUCGAGAGGGUCGCCAAAGAUGAGAACGAGGCCCAUUCCUUCAAGGUGGAGGUCUCGUACAUGGAGAUCUACAACGAGAAAGUCAGAGACCUGCUGGAUCCCAAAGGGAGCAGACUGUCUCUGAAAGUUCGAGAGCAUAAAGUUUUGGGUCCGUAUGUGGAUGGUCUCUCACAGCUGGCUGUCACAAGCUUCGAGGAUAUUGAAUCUUUGAUGUCAGAGGGGAAUAAAUCCCGCACAGUCGCUGCCACCAACAUGAACGAGGAGAGCAGUCGCUCGCAUGCGGUCUUCAGUGUCAUUGUCACGCAGACGCUCUACGACGUGCAGUCUGGGAACUCUGGUGAGAAGGUGAGUAAGAUCAGUCUGGUGGAUCUGGCCGGCAGCGAGCGAGUGUCCAAAACUGGAGCUGCAGGAGAGAGACUCAAAGAAGGGAGCAACAUUAACAAGUCUUUGACGACUUUAGGUUGUGUGAUUUCCGCUCUGGCUGAUCAGUCUGCUGGGAAGAGCAAGAAUAAGUUUGUGCCAUACAGAGAUUCAGUACUGACAUGGCUGCUGAAGGACAAUCUCGGUGGCAACAGUAAAACGGCCAUGAUCGCCACCAUCAGUCCAGCUGCCGACAACUACGAGGAGACGCUGUCGACGCUGCGGUACGCUGACCGAGCGAAGAGAAUCGUUAACCACGCCGUGGUGAAUGAAGACCCCAACGCUCGCAUCAUCAGAGAGCUCAGAGAGGAAGUAGAAAAACUGAAGGUGCAGCUGUCGCAGGCGGAGUCUCUGAAAGCUCCUGAGCUGCAGGAGAAACUGCAGGAGUCCGAGAAACUCAUUCAGGAGAUGACGGUGAGCUGGGAGGAGAAACUACGGAAGACAGAGGAGAUCGCACAGGAGCGUCAGAGGCAGUUGGAGAGCAUGGGCAUCUCUCUGGAGUCUUCAGGGAUCAAAGUCAGAGAAGUUAAAUGCUUCCUGGUCAACCUGAAUGCAGAUCCUGCUCUAAACGAGCUGCUCGUUUAUUAUCUGAAGGAUCACACGCGCGUGGGUGCCGACACGUCUCAGGAUAUCCAGUUGUUUGGUAUCGGGAUCCAGUCUGAACACUGUGUGCUAGAAAUCGCCUCUGAUGGAGACGUCACGCUCAGCCCGAUAGAGAACGCCAGAACGUGUGUGAACGGCACAAUGAUCUACUCCAGCGUUCAUCUGUGGCAUGGAGAUCGCAUCCUGUGGGGAAAUAAUCACUUUUUCAGAAUCAACCUGCCCAAACGCAAGCGGCGAGACCGUUUAAAAGAGAUGGAGAGAGACUCGCCUCGCGAGAGCUUUGUGGAGGUGGACGUGGAGACGGCGAGCGAGGCUUCGUCCGAGCAGGACUAUAGCUAUGAGUUCGCUCAGAUGGAGGUCAUGAUGAAAACUCUGGGGAGCAACGAUCCCACGCAAAACGUGGUGCAGGUGUUGGAGAAACAGUAUCUGGAGGAGAAGCGUUUGGCUCUGGAGGAACAGCGUGUGAUGUACGAGCGAGAGCUGCAGUCGCUGCGGUCACAGCUAUCUCCUGAGAUGAUCUCGCAACACCAGCGCUGCAGCAGCGACCGUCUGCCAUUCCCCACGCACGCCACGAACAACAAACUGCGCCUGUGGACAGACGAGAGGGACGAGCUGUUCCGUCAGAGUUUAUCUCGACUCCGCGAGCAGGUGGUGAGAGCGAAUGCUCUGGUGCGAGAGGCGAACUUCCUGUCUGAAGAGAUGCACAAACUCACAGACUACCAGGUCACACUGCAAAUACCUGCUGCCAACCUCAGUGCCAAUCGCAAGCGUGGAGCUAUUGGGAGUGAACCAGCAAUCCAGGUGCGGCGUAAAGGGAAGGGAACACAAGUGUGGACCAUCGAGAAACUAGAGAACAAACUGGUGGACAUGAGAGACCACUAUAGAGACUGGAGGGAGGGCACACGGGACGAGUGUUUCAGGCCUCGUAAUAAGGCAGCAGAUCCGUUCUAUGAAGCGCAAGAGAAUCACAACCUCAUCGGUGUUGCAAACGUCUUCCUGGAGUGUCUCUUUCACGACAUUAAGUUGCAGUAUGCAGUUCCUAUUGUCAGCCAGCAGGGGGAGGUGGUGGGUCGGCUGCACGUUGAACUCCUGCGUGUGAGCGGAGUCUUGCCCGUGCGUCUGGCGGGCGGAGACGACUCAUCCGAGAACUCCAGCGAGAGCAGCGGAUACGACGUCAUGGACAAUAACGGAGAGAUUGUUCACAUGGCCAAAAAACUCACCUGCAGGGUCCGUAUCAGAGAGGCGUCAGGUUUGCCUCUCAGCCUGUCCAACUUCGUCUUCUGUCAGUACACGUUCUGGGAGCAGUCAGAGCCCACUGUAGCCCCGCCCAUGGUCAGCCCGGACACGCCCACCCCGCAGACCCCCGACGCGGAGUUCACCGUGCGCUUCGACCACUGCCAGGAUUUUGUGGUGCAUGUGACCGAGGAGUUUCUGGAGUUCAUCUCAGACGGAGCUCUGGCGAUAGAGGUCUGGGGUCAUCGUUAUGCCAUCAACGGUCGCUCUGUGUUGGAACUGGACGCUUUGCAGGCCAAGACGCGAUCGCUCAGAGACAGGUGGAGUGAGGUCUCGCGUAGAGUCGAGCUGUGGGUCUCUGUACAGGAGCUGAACGAACAGGGCGAGUAUUCACCCGUAGAGCUGCACCCAAACAAAGACACCAGCACUGGAGGAGUGUUUCAGCUGCGACAGGGUCACUCUCGGAGGCUGCGGGUGUGUGUUCAACCGGUGCAGCGUUCAGGAACUCUGCCGGUGCUUGUGGAGGCUCUUCUGUCUGUUUCUAUCGGAUGUGUGUCUGCUCGAUCCGUUAAACUACAGAGAGCGCUGGACAGCUAUCAGAGGGAGGAAGACGACGAUAUGGAUAGUUAUCAGGAGGAAGACCUGAACUGUGUGCGGGAACGCUGGUCUGACGCUCUCAUCAAACGCAGGGAAUAUCUGGAGGAGCAGAUCAAGAAGAUCAUCAAUAAAUUAGAGAAGUCGGAGGAGGACGUGGAGAGAGAGGCCAGACUAGUGGAGCAGUGGGUGGGACUGACGGAGGAGAGGAACGCUGUGUUGGUUCCCGCCCCUGGAAGUGGAAUACCUGGAGCCCCUGCACACUGGGUUCCCCCUGCUGGCAUGGAGGCUCACAUUCCUGUGCUGUUUCUGGACCUGAAUGCUGAUAAUCUGACCGUGAAUGAUCAGCUGAUCGGUCCUCACGCAGCCGGUGUGAACUCUAUUCUCCCUAAAGAACACGGCAGCACGUUCUUCUACCUGCCCAUCAUCAGACAAAGCCAUGACCAGGUGUCGGCUGUGUGUUCCUGGGAUUCAUCCAUCCAUGAUUCCGUCCAUCUGAACCGGAUCACGGCGCCCAGUGAGCGGAUCUACCUGAUUGUUAAAGCGACAGUGCAGCUCAGUCAUCCAGCGUGCAUGGAGCUGGUGCUGCGCAAGAGAAUCGCCGUCAACAUCUACAACAAACAGAGUUUCACUCAAAGUCUGAAGAGAAGGAUGUCUCUGAAGAACGUGCUUCACUCGUGUGGAGUCACAUACGAGAUCGUUUCGAACAUACCAAAGGCGUCAGAGGAACCAGAAGAGCGAGAGACACUGGCGUUGAUGGCGGCACGAGGAGAGAGUGAAGAAACUCUGGACGGGGAGACGUACAUUGAGAAAUACGCCAGAGGAGUUCUGGAGGUGGAGAAUAUUCUGUGUCUGGAGAGACUCAGACAGGCAGUGACUGUGAAGGAAGCUCUCUCUGUUAAAGGAAGACACAUACGCAGGACUCUCAGCACUCCGAACGUACAGCACAGCUCAUGUUGUAAAUCAGAUGUGAUGGGCUGUGAGGAUGAAGAUAUCAAGGGUCACUGUGUCGGUCACAUGUACGUCUCUGAAUCCAACCUUCAAGAGUCAUCGCUCAACAGUGUCCUCUCUAAAGACACACCAGUCAAAAGCAGGGAGUAUCAUGGGUCGGUGCCAGAGAGUCCAACGUUCUUCAACUCCAGUUCGUUUAAGGUUCUCUCACCUCAGCCACCCAAACUCCUCAAAUCUCUCCUGCCAGUGAGAGAAGAGAACAAAGCCAAAUGCGCUCUAGAGUCAAGACCUCUGCUGGGACAGGAGAGCAUGUACUGGUUUGUGGAGAGCAGUGGUCUGGGCUCCACCGGCCCCUGUUGCAGACCCAGGGCCCAGAGCGAGGGACACAGCCACAGUGACAUCAGCACCAUUGCCAAUCACAGAAAGAAAAGAGUCAGCACAGAUCUCAUUCACACACUCCCGCACACUGCUGUGACGAUGGCUGACCACGUAGCAGCAGAGAGAGCGUGCAAGGACCCCAACCCCAUCAUAGACGGCAGGAAAGCCAACGUGAAUCUGGCCUACCUAGGGGCCAAGCCACGGAUCAUGCAGCCUGGGUUUUCAUAUGGUGUCCCUCAGAUACACCCAGCAUUCAUCCAGCGGCCUUAUGGAGAUAGUGAAGAUGAUCAUUCCUCAUUACUGUAUUCGCCACCCUUCCGCCAGGUCAUGAGGAUUCCUGCGCAUUACAUGUACCCGCAGGCGUUUGUGCAGCCCAGCGUUGUGAUCCCUCAUGUGCAGCCUUCUGCCACCUCUGCCGCAGCAUCUCCGUACCUGGAUUACACCGCCGCCGCUUACGCACAGUACUCCACGGCUGCAGCGUACGAGCAGUAUCCGUACGCCGCCUCCCCGGCCCCCACGGGUUAUGUCGCCACAGCCGGCUAUGGUUACAUGCAGCAGCCUCUCGCAUCACCUGCGCCUGGGGCUGCGGCCGCAGCGGGGUUCGGUCAGUACCAGCCGCAGCAGCUCCAGACAGACCGCAUGCAAUGAUGCGCACAAUCAUGAGAAAACUGGUCGCUAGACCGUCAAGACUGUGCCACUUUUUACUGUGCCAGCCAAAGAAACUGAUAUCAUUUUUUUUUAUUGUUUCGUUAUUAUUGCUGUUAUUGUAAUAUUAUUUGUAGUAUUUAAUAUUUAUUACACUACGGCAAGCUAUAGCUCAUCAAACAUGAAGCUGUGGUAUGCACUGGGUUCAGUAGAUACAAGUUAAGCUCAAUCAACAGCAUUUGUUGCAUAAUGGUGAAAAAUUAUUUCGAUUCGUCCCUCCUUUUCUUUAAACAAAAAAGAACGAAAAAAAGCCGAGAGUAUGCUUUCUUUUUUGGGUGAGCUAUUCCUUUAAACAUUGUAAUAUUUGGACUGAAAAGUAUCAUAUUUUUGUGUGUAGGGGAGCAAACAAAGUGCCUUAGAGCUCGUACACAUUUAUGAAUCUACAUGUUUGUAAUGCAUUCUAGUCCAUAAAACUUGUCCGACUUUUGGUGUCAGACUGGAACUUCACUGAUCAGUGAUAGUAAAUAAACGAAGGUUUUUUUUAUUGUGUGCUGUAAUGAAGCCGAAAUGCACAUCCACAAAUGCAAAGAAUGUGAAAUGUGACUAUUACACUUCAGUGCAUUAAACCAAAUAACUAUCACUUAACGGAGAGUCAUUUUGGUUAUAUUUCUAUCCUAUUGAAAUAAGUCCAUUUUUAUAUUUAUCACUGAUUAUUAAACGUUAUAAUAAAAACCAUUAGCACUACUGAAAAAUGUGGUUCUUGUAAGUGCACUGUUUAAAGAUAUUUUCCAUCAUUAGUAUACUUUUGAUGCAGCCUACUGUAUAUGUUUAAUCUGCAUUGUUGUACCUCCAUAAUGGUGGACUGUUUGAGAUUAUAACAUUGUCUUUACGCUAUUUAAUUGAAGUUUCCUUCAGCAUUAUUAGAGGGAAUGUGAAUUGAAAUUGCAAAGUGAAAUGCAUGAAAUUAUGCAUGCAGAAUUGACUUCCAAAUGGGCCAUAUUUAAGAAUAGCAGUUUACUUCCAAGUACUCUUAAGUUUCAUUAUCUGUUGAUCAAUUUGUCAUCCUGUUGGUCAUUUGGUACACUUUGUUAUCUGUGCUUGUAGAGUUUGACACUGGACAUUUGUGAAUUCACUUGGAAAUUAUUUUUUAGUAUGUACUAGUAGUUACAUAUUUGAUCAAAUGUUUGUAAGACACUUGUCAAUCUGAUCAUUUAUAAAAAUGUCUCACUUAUUUGCUGUGUUUUUACUGUAUCAUUGUUUCCCAAAAUUUAGCGCAUGCAUCUCUGUUAGAAAUAUGCACCCACCACAAAUAAUAGAUU